Messenger RNA from Ochotona princeps (American pika), 692 nucleotides. RefSeq lists its product as uncharacterized. The record is from RefSeq and is a predicted model, not a curated record. The transcript has a single exon. NCBI's taxonomy places the organism in Eukaryota, Metazoa, Chordata, Mammalia, Lagomorpha, Ochotonidae. Bases 9 to 662 code for a protein of 217 amino acids.
UUGACUUCAUGGCGCCUCCACCUCGUUUACGUUCAUCUGAAAGGCAGCACUGCAUGUGCAGAUUCCUUGGCUUCUUCAUCGCGUUGUUGUCCUGGACUUGUGCCCUGAUUAUUGCCAUGAGCAGAUCAUGGCGUGUUUGGGAGUUCAAUAGCUCAUCUGUACGUUUCGUGUACGUGGGAUUUUGGGAAGCCUUCUAUUAUGAAAGAGUUAACAUCUCCGGAGUAAUCAAAGAGUUUCCCAAGCACCAGAGAAUCCAUGGCACUUGGGUCAUCCCGAACGAACUUGAAUAUGGACGAGACCUGAUUCUCUUGGCGAUUUUUGGGAAGACGGCCACUCUGCUCUUCACUUCCCUGGCCCCUCUCACCAUCUGCAUCCGGAUGCAAUUCCAAGAGCUGAUCAUAAUCUGUUACAAAAUAUUUGUGUGUGUUCUGGUCGCCUGUUAUUGUUGCACCAUGGUGGCUCUCGUGUGGAAUUUCGGCGUGGAAUUUUAUGGGGAAAGUCGUCUUGACUUCCCUAUUAAUUUCCCUGUUCGCAAAGAAGCCCGAAUCAAAAAGCAUUUGAGCUAUGUCCUUCCAUUAGGCAUCACAACAGCCACCCUGUCCCUAGGCAGUGCCAUGAGUUUUAUCUGGCAGCUGCGUUACUCAGAUUGGGAAAUGGAUUAGCACUCGUGCCCAAAGUUGGCUGCUGGAAAA